ACUUCAAGCACUCGUCGUCGCAGCAGCGGGGUCACCACGCGCGCGGCUCUGUCUCUCUUGUCUUUCUCGUUUAAUCCCGCCUGGGAUCUAUUCUCUCUCUCGCGGGAGCACCGGGUCAACGAGGCUCCGGUGUUCAGAGCCCCGGGACAGGACAUACGACUCCUGACACAUGGACGGUGGCUGCUCGGUAGAGACGCCGAGUACCGGGACUCAUUAACAAAUUCCUCCCAGUGCAGUGGCAGCGCCCCCUGGAGGCUGAGGGCUGAUGGAGCAGCAGGCGAGAGGAGACAGCGUCAGCCCCGAGGGCCGAGGGGAGGGGGCGGGGGACAGCCCCGACUGCCCCGGCCGCCCUGGGGUCACCACCCCUCCGGCAGAGUCCCGGGCCCAAGGGCACAACGGCACCACGCUGAGACCGCUCAGGGGCUGGACGACAGACGCCAGCGUACCACGUCUCAUGAUUCCGCUGUUCUGCGCGGUGGAGCGUGCCGGCGCAGGGGGCGUGGCCUGCAACCAAGAGGGGCGUGGCGAACGGCACGCUGACUUCGUAUUGGUCGGUCGGGACGUUCUCUUCAGCCGACUGGUGGAGACGGCCGUGCUGGCACUUGGCUACACACACUCUGCAGCUGCGCAGGCCAGAGGUAUCAUCAAGGUUGGCAGCUGGAAGCCCAUGCCGAUCCACUUCCUGACGGACACCCCGGAGGCCACCGUAGCAGACAUACUGCUGGACGUGUACCACAUGGUGACACUACAGAUACUACUGCACAGCUUCCCUCGGCUGGAGGAGCUGCUGCCGGAGCAGUGGAGCCCGGCCUCGGUGAGGCGCGCCCUGAAGGAGCUGCUCACAGGGAGGAGCCCGGGCAGCCUGGCCCCCGAGUGCCCCCUCUCCCAGAGCAUGAUCUGGGCCAUCGUCAGUAGAUCCUACGACACCAACAUGUCGGCCUCUAAGUGCCAGGAGUUUGGCCGGUGGUACAGGCGACACCAGCGCCUCAGAACCAGCUCCUUCUGUCCAAGGGAAUUCCCCGACAAGCGGUGGUCCGGACGCCAUAAGCUGGAUAUUAAAGUGGAGAGGGACGUCACAGAUGUUCACGUCCAGACCCAAGCCCUAUCCCCACUGCUCCACUCCCCCACCUCGGCCUCCCCCAGGAGGCCUCGAGACAUCCAGAGCCCCCACAAGCCCACCCAGACCCAGACCCAGACCCAGACCCAGACCCAGCCUCAUGGCCGGCACGGCUCCAGCCCUCCACCCUGCUCCGGGGCCCCGACGGCCCCCCUCCUGGCCCCCCAGAUGUCCCCACAGCUCCGACAGCUCGCCAUGGCCCACCUGAUCAACCAGCAGGUGCUUCUAGCGCAGCAGCAGCACCAACAGCACCAACAGCACCAACAGCACCAACAGCACCAACGGCACCAACAGCACCAACAGCAGCCGUCGUCCUCCUCGCCACAGUUCCUCAGCCAGAAGUUCCUCCACCACCCUCCCAUCAGCCGGGCCUGCAAGCCUGAGGCCAGCCUCCCCCCGUCGUCCGCGGAGGUGUCCUGGGACAUCUACCGGCAGGUCCGGGACGAGCUGAAGAGGGCCAGCGUCUCCCAGGCCGUGUUCGCCCGUGUGGCAUUCAACCGCACCCAGGGCCUGCUGUCGGAGAUCCUGCGCAAAGAGGAAGACCCGCGCCUGGCCUCCCAGUCGCUGCUGGUCAACCUGAAGUCCAUGCAGAGCUUCCUGCUUCUGCCCCAGGGAGAGCGAGACCGCAUCUACCAGGAGGAGAGAGAGAGGGCCAGCAGCAGCAGUCUGAGUCUUUCACACAGUCAGGUCCCCACCGCCCCGGCACAGAGGCAAACUCAGACCAAGCCCGGCCCGCCCUGCGCUGCCCCCCCCCUGGAGCCCACCGCCGGGGCCAGCAUCACCCCGGGGAUCUACGAGGAGAUCCACCAGGAGAUGAAGCGGGCCAAGGUCUCCCAGGCGCUGUUCGCCAAGGUGGCCGCCAACAAAAGCCAGGGCUGGUUGUGUGAGCUGCUGCGCUGGAAGGAGAGCCCCGGCCUGGAGAACCGGACGCUUUGGGAGAACCUGUCCAACAUCCGCCGCUUCCUGUCCCUGCCGGCGUCCCAGCGGGACCACGCGUACGAGGAGGAGUCCCGACAUCACCAUGGAGACCGCCCACCGCAGCCGGCGGACCUUCAGGCGCUCCACAGACACCCGAUGCCGCAUCUGAAGGACCCCUCGCCGGCACCCGAAGGCCCGCCGCCGUCCUUCUCCAGGGUGUACCGGAGCCCCGAGGACGGCCCUCAGCCGGGGGGCCCCAGAAGGGCUCGUUUUCGGACGCGCAUCUCCCUGGAGGCGCUGGGCAUCCUGCAGAGCUUCAUCGGGGACGUGGGCCUCUACCCGGACCAGGAGGCGGUCCACACGCUGUCGGCCCAGCUGGACCUGCCCAAGCACACCGUGGUCAAGUUCUUCCAGAACCAGCGCUACCACGCCAAGCAGCGCGGCUCGGCCCCCCAGGACGAAGAGGAGGAGGAGGAGGACUGGGGAGGCCCGGACCCUGGCCUCAGCCACAGCCACAGCCACGACGACGGCGAGAAGGGGUUGUCAGGGUCGGAGGACGAGGGGGCAGGCGAGGACGGCCAAAGGUCCGUGGAGACGAGCAGGGCGCUGGGUCCACAAGCAGGAGCGGGGGGCCUAAGACAGAGCAGGGGGAACGGGGCAGGGGAGCAGCCGGAGGAAGAGAGGGGCAAGGGGAGAGAUGGAGAAGCACCACCCCCGGAAGAUGUAGUGAUGGCCCCCAGGAGCGGCACCCGGAGCCCCCCUGACUUGGGAAGCAGCAUAGACAGCAGGACUGUGGUGUGAUGGGGGACCAGGGAAGGAGGUGCUGGGUAACGGGCAUUUGGGAUGCAGCUGCUGAGAAGCCGGGCUGCGGUGUAAAAAGGCCUUCCAGUCCUUUGAGUGAGCGAACUGUGAACUGAGAGGUUGCAAUUGGACGAGUAGCUCGGCCGCACUGCUUGUUAGAGUGCAGUGUGUGCGUUGAGGUCAAAAGGGAUUGAAAAAAUGAUACCUCACCGCUGAGUAGGAGGCAAGCCAAAGCCACAAGCUUCUCUGUCUUACAACAUAAACAGCAGGUCACCUGUCUUCACCUGUUUACUUUGGGGCUUUUUUGGUUGUCCUUCUGUUCGUUUUUUUCCCAACAUGCAUUGUGAAGCUUACUAAUGGGCCUGAACUGCAGUACCCAGGGAUUAGAGUGGCUGUUAGUGUUUCUCACAUCUUGUUCAUCCACUAUUUAUUGGUAUCUGUCCUUCAGUUGAAGUUCAAAUGUGUUGUCAUUGAUGGUUGUAUUUUUUAACAUCAUUACUUUAUUAGGACAGUAAAUAUCGGAGAAAGCUGGAACAAUAAAGCCUCAAGAAAUGUUCAUCAAAAUAUGUAAAAUGUAUAACAGAAUAUUCCAUAUUCAGUUUUUAUCCACUGAUUUGUUUUGUACGCCCCGAUGAAAAAACAAUCCACACGCACAAAUAUCAAAACUUGUGAAGGACGCUAACAAACGCAUUGUAUGCAGCCUUUUGAUAAAACAUGGAGGAUAUGAAUGAUGAUGAAUAAGAAAACAAAGCUGUUGAUUUAGUGACGGUUCAACCUUGUUUCUACACUUUCCAUGAUCUCUGUGUUAAAGGACCACAACAGUUUGGAUUAAAAAUAACUUUUAAGCA
Messenger RNA from Gadus morhua (Atlantic cod), 3684 nucleotides. Its product is annotated as DNA-binding protein SATB2. Gene Ontology annotation, biological process: regulation of transcription by RNA polymerase II; chromatin remodeling. The coding region runs from base 266 to 2836 and encodes 856 amino acids. Gene Ontology annotation, molecular function: RNA polymerase II cis-regulatory region sequence-specific DNA binding; DNA-binding transcription factor activity, RNA polymerase II-specific. The record is from RefSeq and is a predicted model, not a curated record. NCBI's taxonomy places the organism in Eukaryota, Metazoa, Chordata, Actinopteri, Gadiformes, Gadidae. The transcript is spliced from 12 exons.